Erinaceus europaeus (western European hedgehog) is the source of this 3383-nucleotide messenger RNA. RefSeq names its product leukotriene B4 receptor 2 (gene LTB4R2). The transcript has 2 exons. Lineage: Eukaryota; Metazoa; Chordata; Mammalia; Eulipotyphla; Erinaceidae. Gene Ontology annotation, cellular component: membrane. Gene Ontology annotation, molecular function: leukotriene B4 receptor activity; G protein-coupled peptide receptor activity. Gene Ontology annotation, biological process: inflammatory response; neuropeptide signaling pathway. The record is from RefSeq and is a predicted model, not a curated record. Bases 522 to 1583 code for a protein of 353 amino acids.
AACUGAGUGUCCAAGCUCCACACUGAAAGCUGUCAUCGACGGCCAAGUGAAAAUCCUGAGGGAGGAGUGAUUGAGGCAGGGCCCAAGGCCCGAGGGUAGAGGGCAGCUGGGAACUGAGGCAAGAAGAGACUCAGCUGGGUGAGGGCUGCAGGGUUGGGAGCACGAGAGCCAGAGCUGGGGAGAAAUGAACACAAGCAGGACCCGGGACCAGGACUUGGCAGACUCCCUACUCACCUACCGAGCAGCGUGCCUAUCUGCACCCAUCAGCUCCUCCUGUAUCCUGGAGAGGCAGGCUCUCACAGGCCUGGGCGCGUUAGUGAUGGGAAGGAGUAGAGGGUGGGAGGGGCCUUGGCCAGCAGAGAGGUCUGAAAGGAGCCCCACCUGUCCUUGCCCAUUCUCGCCUCACCCUCUGCUAACCUGACAGGCACCACAGGACAGGAGCAGGAUACUUGCUGGCUGCUACUCUGCCCUUCAGCUUCCCCAGACCCCCAACCUGGAGAGUUGUUAGUAGGCGCAGAAAGAUGUCGGGCUGCUACAGACCCCCGGGCAACGAGACGCUGCUGAGCUGGAAAACCUCGCGGGUCACCGGCACGGUCUUCCUGCUGCUGGCGGCGCUGCUGGGGCUGCCGGGCAACGGCUUCGUGGUGUGGAGCUUGGCGGGCUGGCGGCCCGCAAGGGGGCGGCCGCUGGCGGCCACGCUGGUGCUGCACUUGGCGCUGGCGGACGGCGCGGUGCUGCUGCUCGCGCCCAUCUUCGUGAGCUUCCUGACCCGGCAAGCGUGGCCGCUGGGCCAGGCGGGCUGCAAGGCGGUGUACUACGUGUGCGCGCUCAGCAUGUACGCCAGCGUGCUGCUCACCAGCCUGCUCAGCCUGCAGCGCUGCCUGGCGGUCACCCGGCCCUUCCUCACGCCCCGGCUGCGCAGCCCGGCCCUGGCGCGCCGCCUGCUGGCGGCCGUCUGGCUGUGCGCCCUGCUGCUCGCCGUCCCGGCCGCCGUCUACCGCCAGCUCUGGAAGGACCAGGUGUGCCAGCUGUGCCACCCGUCGGCGGCCCACGCCGCGGCGCACCUGGGCCUGGAGACGCUGACCGCCUUCGUGCUGCCCUUCGGGCUGGUGCUGGGCUGCUACGGCGUGACGCUGGCGCGGCUGCGGGGCGCGCGCUGGGGCUCCGGGCCGCACGGGGCGCGCGUGGGCCGCCUGGUGGCCGCCAUCGUGCUGGCCUUCGGCCUGCUCUGGGCGCCCUACCACGCCGUCAACGUCCUGCAGGCGGUGGCCGCGCUGGCUCCGCAGAGGGGCGCCUUGGCCGAGGUCUUCGGGGCGGGCCAGGCGGCGCGCGCGGGCACCACGGCCUUGGCCUUCUUCAGCUCCAGCGUCAACCCGCUGCUCUACGUCUUCACCGCCGGCGACCUGCUGCCCCGGGCGGGGCCCCGCUUCCUCACCAGGCUCUUCGAGGGCUCCGGAGACGCCCGGGGCCGCUCCAGGGAGGGCACCAUGGAGCUCCGAGCUGCCCCCAGGCUCAAAGUGGCGGGGCAGGGCCAGGGCAAUGGGGACUCGGGCGGAGGGGUGGAGAAAGGCCGUCAGGGAUGAGACCCUCGACGCCAAGCGCUGCAGCCGGACCUUGACCCCCUUCCAACAUGCCACAGUCAUUAAAGAAGCCCUCUGGGGGCACUGGGGGAUCCUUCUGUGACCAGUUUGGAUCUGUCUGGGCUGAAUAGUAUAUGCCCGGGGCCUGGCCUAGGUUUCUCCAAACUGAGGGACGGCAGGCGGUGAUGGUCAGUGCUAAUGAAUACCGUGUACCGGCAGACGGGCAUGUUCCCACGUGCCAGAGCCGCCUACUUGUCAAAAUACUGUGAAAACUCGAGGGCGGCAGUGUGCGCCCCCUUGUGGCCCAUCACGUCUCUCUUGUAAGGAAGCCACGUGGGGUCUGGGCUACUGCCAGCCUCCAGUGACAUCUUGAUGUGUCCUCCCCAGUCCAGGUGACCUGGUCCUGCCAGGCUAACUGACAGAAUGACUCUGGAAAUAAAAGGGGGUGGGGGUGAGGAGGGCUGGUAGGGCGCACAUGUUACCAUGUGCAAGGCCUCAGGUUUGAGUUCCCGACCGCCAUAUGUCAUCAUCAGCACAGGGGGAGUGUCCUGAGCAGUUGAAUAGUGAGGUGGCAUCUCACCUUCCCCUCCUUCCUCACUAUGUCUCUCCGUCUACCUAAAAAGAAAACUAAAUGGGGUCAGGAGGUGGCACACCUGGUCAAGCACACACACUGUAAUGUGCAAGGACCAGGGUUCAAGCCUCCAGUCCCCACCUGCAGGGGAACACUUCACGAGUGGUGAAGCAGAACUGCAGGUGUCUCUCUGUCUCUCUCCCUCUCUAUCACCCCCUUCCUUCUCGAUUUCUGGCCCUCUCUAUCCAAUAAAUAAAUAAAUAAAGAUAAUAAAAAAUUUAAAAAGAAAAAUAUGUAAGAGUCCACUAGAAGCCGGGGAAUUGUGCUGGCACAGAGCCUCAUUGAUAACCCUGGUGGCAUUAUUAUUAAAUAAGAAAUGUAAGUGAAUGAAUGGAGAACCAGGAAGAAGGUGUAUGGGAGCUUGGGUGAGGUGGGGGUGAGUCUGCAAGAGUCAAGCUGGGGCAACAGCGAGGUUCCACUUUCCACUUGUGAGACUGUCACAUUCUGAAGGGCAGAAACAUCAGUGGUGAGGAUGUAGGGAAAGAAGACUUUUACUCUGGGGGUGUAAAUGGGUCUAACCCCUAUAGAAAACAGUUUGGAGUUUCCUCAAAAGAACAGAAAAGGGUCUACCUUAUGAUCUGGUAUUUUCUCUCCUAGGAAUGUAUCCAAAGAACACAGAACCCCCUACCAUCUACCCAGAGAGAUCUGUGUACACCUAUGUUCAUAGCAGCAGUUUGUAAUAGCCCAAACCUGGAAACAACCAGAUGUCUAACAACAGACAGAAAGUUAUGAUAUGUCUGUAUAUUUAUCACAGCUGUUAGAAAUAAUAAGAUCUCCUUUUCCAUAUCUUGAAUGGAACUUGAAGGAAUCAUGUUAAGUGAGGUAAGCCAGGAGAAGAAGGAUGAAUACCAGAUGAUCUUAUAAGUGGUGUUUAAGAAACAAAGCAAGGGGAGUCGGGCGAUGGUGCAGCGGGUUAAGUGCACAUGGCGCAAAGCGCAAGGACUGGCGUAAGGAUCCCGGUUCGAGCCCCCGGCUCCCCACCUGCAGGGGAGUCGCUUCACAGGCGGUGAAGCAGGUCUGCAGGUGUCUAUCUUUCUCUCCCCUUCUCUGUCUUCCCCUCCUCUCUCCAUUUCUCUCUGUCCUAUCCAACAACAAUGACAUCAAGAACAACAAUAAAACAACAAGGGCAACAAAAGGGAAAAUAAAUAAAUAUAUAAGAAAGAAAGAAAUAA